UUUCUAGGUAGACAAUGUUACUAGCCCAGAUAAAUCGAGAUUCUCAGGGAAUGACUGAAUUUUCUGGAGGAGGAAUGGAGGCUCAGCAUGUAACUCUCUGUUUGACAGAAGCAGUAGCUGUACAAGAUGGUGACAACUUAGAAAACAUGGAGGGUGUAAGUUUGCAGGCAGUUACACUUGCUGAUGGUUCCACUGCUUAUAUACAACACAAUUCUAAAGAUGGAAAAUUAAUGGACGGUCAGGUGAUUCAACUAGAAGAUGGCUCUGCUGCCUAUGUUCAACAUGUAUCUAUGCCCAAAAGCAGGGACAGCCUUCGUUUGGAGGAUGGGCAGGCAGUUCAGCUGGAAGAUGGAACAACAGCAUUUAUUCAUCAUACUUCCAAAGACAGUUAUGACCAGAGUGCAUUACAGGCAGUCCAGCUGGAAGAUGGAACCACUGCUUACAUUCACCAUACAGUUCAAAUGCCACAAUCAGAUACCAUCUUAGCUAUUCAAGCUGAUGGCACAGUGGCAGGUCUUCAUACAGGAGAUGCUGCCAUUGACCCAGAUACCAUCAGUGCACUGGAGCAGUAUGCAGCCAAGGUGUCUAUUGAUGGAAGUGAAAGUGUUACUGGCACAGGAAUGAUAGGUGAAAAUGAACAAGAUAAAAAAAUGCAGAUUGUCUUGCAAGGUCAUGGCACAAGAGUGACUGCUAAAUCUCAGCAGAGUGGAGAGAAAGCUUUUCGCUGUGAAUAUGAUGGCUGUGGGAAACUGUACACAACAGCUCAUCAUCUUAAGGUGCAUGAAAGGUCACACACAGGAGAUAGACCAUAUCAGUGUGAACAUCCUGGCUGUGGCAAAGCUUUUGCAACAGGCUAUGGAUUAAAAAGUCAUGUCCGAACACAUACUGGGGAGAAGCCCUAUAGAUGUACAGAGGAGAACUGCACUAAGUCGUUCAAGACCUCUGGAGACCUGCAGAAACAUAUCCGAACCCACACAGGUGAAAGACCCUUCAAAUGUCCAUUUGAAGGUUGUGGCAGAUCAUUCACAACAUCCAAUAUUAGGAAAGUUCACAUCAGAACACAUACAGGUGAAAGACCCUAUUAUUGUACAGAGCCAGGAUGUGGGAGAGCAUUUGCCAGUGCAACUAACUAUAAGAAUCAUGUGAGAAUACAUACAGGUGAAAAGCCAUAUGUCUGUACAGUUCCUGGCUGUGAUAAACGUUUUACAGAAUAUUCCAGUUUAUACAAACACCAUGUUGUACAUACCCAUUCCAAACCUUACAACUGUAAUCACUGUGGGAAAACAUACAAGCAGAUUUCCACACUGGCUAUGCACAAGCGGACAGCACACAAUGACACAGAGCCCAUUGAAGAAGAACAGGAAGCUUUCUUUGAACCACCUCCAGGUCAGGGUGAUGAUGUGCUUAAGGGCUCCCAGAUAACAUAUGUGACAGGUGUGGAAGGAGAGGAUGUAAUUUCUGCACAGGUUGCCACAGUUACUCAAUCAGGACUUAGUCAACAAGUAGCACUUAUUUCCCAGGAUGGGACACAACAUGUCAACAUAUCUCAGGCUGACAUGCAGGCCAUUGGCAACACUAUCACUAUGGUAACACAAGAUGGCACCACCAUCACAGUCCCCGCCCAUGAUGCAGUCAUUUCUUCUGCAGGAACACAUUCUGUAGCAAUGGUUACCGCAGAGGGCACUGAAGGACAGCAGGUUGCUAUUGUGGCUCAAGACUUAGCAGCAUUCCACAGUGCCUCUUCAGAAAUGGGACAUCAGCAGCAUGGGCAUCAUCUAGUGACCACAGAAACCAGACCUGUUACAUUGUUGGCUACAUCUAAUGGAACACAAAUUGCAGUGCAGCUUGGAGAGCAGCAGUCAUUGGAAGAAGCCAUUAGAAUAGCCUCCAGAAUACAACAGGGUGAAACACCAGGGAUUGAUGAUUAACUUCUAGCAUUGCUACAAGAACAAUAGAGUGAUAUUUUAUUUUCAAUCAGCAUCAAUUCAUAAAAACUUUGAAGUUUUCCUGCUCAUUGAUACAGUGUACACAUUUAAUGCAGAGUGAAGAACACUUUGUAACUUCUGUGUACAUGACCCUUGGAACAGACUGACACCAUCUACUUGAACCAUUGUAUAUCCAGGAAUAUGGAAUUAGGAUUAUAUAAAUUCCCUUGUUAUCCUUUCAUCAGAUUUCCGACCAGUCUACAAGCAAGCAAAAGCUGAUGUGGAAGUACUGGAACAAAUUGUUACUGUCGUGAGCAAAAUAAUGAAGGCAUUAUUGGAUAUUUCAAACAUUUAAAACCAUUUAACAAAAUCAUCAUUUCAGAAACUCUUAUAGAUAAUAAAGCAAGCAAUCAAAGCCUUUUUUAAUUGUUUCCCAUAAAUAAAAGUCUUGAAGUUGGAGCCUAUUAUAAAUCUUCACAUUUUGACUUAUGUUGCAUACAGAUUUGAAGAUUCUUCUUAUUUAGAUUCCCUAUCCCAUCUCACUCAUUGUAAAUACAGACUGUUAAUGCUGGAAGUGCUAAUUAUAUUAUCUUUAAAUUGGAUUAUGUACAAAAGAGAAACUUUGGUUGUUCAAUAUUAAAUAUUAAAGACAGUAAAUCUAA
This is a messenger RNA of Alligator sinensis (Chinese alligator), 2587 nucleotides long. RefSeq names its product zinc finger protein 143 (gene ZNF143). The record is from RefSeq and is a predicted model, not a curated record. Gene Ontology annotation, cellular component: PcG protein complex; transcription regulator complex. Gene Ontology annotation, biological process: regulation of transcription by RNA polymerase II. Lineage: Eukaryota; Metazoa; Chordata; Crocodylia; Alligatoridae. Gene Ontology annotation, molecular function: DNA-binding transcription factor activity, RNA polymerase II-specific; RNA polymerase II cis-regulatory region sequence-specific DNA binding. The coding region runs from base 15 to 1928 and encodes 637 amino acids. The transcript has 15 exons.